Molecule: messenger RNA, 432 nt
Organism: Papaver somniferum (opium poppy)
Lineage: Eukaryota; Viridiplantae; Streptophyta; Magnoliopsida; Ranunculales; Papaveraceae
Exons: 1
Coding region: 1-432 (143 amino acids)
Molecular function (GO): nucleic acid binding
Source: RefSeq, a predicted model, not a curated record
AUGUGGAAUUCACCUUAUGAUCUCCAAGUAUUAAAGACUUUGAACUUAAAGUGGAGAGAAUUCAAGAUAGCUCAGGUAAAGGAAGUCUUUUUUGAUAUGCCUGAACAAAACUGCUUAUUCUUUUGUUUUGAUGGAGCUUCAAGGGGGAAUCUUGGAGCUGGUGGUUUUGGCUUUAUUGGUAGGGACUGGAAAUGGGAUAUAGUGGUUGCAAUUACUUGUGGUAUAGGAGUUUCCACAAAUUUCUUAGCUGAAAUAAUGGCAGUAUUAUGUACAGGUGAGUGGGAAAUUGCUAAUAACUUUCUGAAAGUAUGCUUUAGAACAGAUUCUAGUGCUGCAAUUGUUGCUUUUCAAAAUGGUAAACUUCCUUGGAUAGCUAUUACUAGAUGGAAUAAAAAUUGCAAUAAGCUUCAAUGGUCCUUUGUGCAUAGUUGA